This is a messenger RNA of Phycomyces blakesleeanus NRRL 1555(-), 633 nucleotides long. RefSeq lists its product as hypothetical. The coding region runs from base 1 to 633 and encodes 210 amino acids. The record is from RefSeq and is a predicted model, not a curated record. Lineage: Eukaryota; Fungi; Mucoromycota; Mucoromycetes; Mucorales; Phycomycetaceae. The transcript has 3 exons.
AUGGCACCACCACCUUCACUGUUGCCCUACUGGGUUGACCGGUGUGCCUCACCUUCCAUGUGGUGGACCAUCUGGCCCACGAUCAUUAGGUUCGACUCUUGUGCCACCAUCUCGAAACCAACCAGCUGUGCACCCUCACCAGUGCGUGCCAUGGGCCAUGUCCAACUAACAAGAUUGUCCCACUGUUAUCACCAUGUCAUUGGACCAGCCAACUUGUUGGCAUAUGUCAAAACCAGUGUGGAAGUUUGCUCUGGCCAAUUGUGUGCUAUUGCCACAGGUGUGGUGCAGUUUGACAAACAGAGACAUGGAGUAAUCAAGUUGGCCAACCUGAGCACCACUACAUUUCAAGUUCAGAAUGGUAGUCUUUUGGCUACUGUGGAAAUAAUGGGAAGUAUAAACGCAAUUUCUAUAAAGAACGAUAAUAACACUUCUUCUACCCCAGCUUCCACCACAACCCCAGGGGACCCAUUCGACUUAAAGGAUAUGUCAGUGGACGCUGAUCUUGAUGAAAACCACAAGCUCACAUGGUUACAACCACGGUACAACAUCACAUUGACACGCACAAUCAUCUACCAAUCUCCAGCCCACCUCAUCGAGUGUCAGCGGCUGAGACUGACAAAAUUAAUGACAUGA